This is a messenger RNA of Plasmodium fragile, 1065 nucleotides long. RefSeq lists its product as uncharacterized. The transcript has a single exon. The record is from RefSeq and is a predicted model, not a curated record. Lineage: Eukaryota; Apicomplexa; Aconoidasida; Haemosporida; Plasmodiidae. Bases 1 to 1065 code for a protein of 354 amino acids.
AUGUGGGGCAACAACGGACAUAGUAGUUCCUUGGAUGCUCCUACCACAAACGAGGGUUUAUCAGGGACCAAUGUUGCCUCCACCGUGGAUCCAUCCACUGACUCGGACGCAUCUCCACCACAUGAAGAUGACCCAUGGAGUCGUAUGCAAACUAUACCGUUAGCAACGGACCGUUCUCCACCGAAUGAAGACGACCCCGAUCCAUGGCGUUGUAUGGAAACAAUACAGUUAGAACCGGAUCCUUGUCCCCAUAAUGAAGAUGACCCAUGGAGUUGUAUGGAAACGAUAGAGUUAGCAACGGACCCUUGUCCUCCUAAUGAAGAGGACCCCGCUGCGUGCAGUUGUAUGCAAACCAUACAGUUAGAACCGGACCCUUGUGCACCUCAUGCCUGCGAUCCAUGGAGUUGUAUGGAAACUAUACAGUUCGCCACGGACCCGUUUCCACCUAACGCAGAGGACCGAUGCAAUUGUAUGGAAACCAGACAGUUAGAUGCAGAACAGCGUCGUGCUCAUUCCGACCACGGUGACGCGACGUCGGCGUGCACCCAAUGGAUCCCUUGGAUCGAGCGCAACAAACAUAUUGUGCGGGCGUGCACGACGCAGCCGUGGUUUAAUGCCCUCAAAUCGGAAUGGCAACAAUACCUGCGCGAGCACAUGGUGGCAACCGCACCAUCCGGUGAAGCGGCAACCCUAGAGAGGAAGAAAGAUGCAUGGAAAGAAUGGGUCGCAAAGCAACAUCGGCAAAUGAGUAUGUAUAACGCGCAGGAGUGGUUCCAACGUUUGUUGAAUACUGUAGAGCAUGAGACAGUACCGCAACACGGCCAAGCACCUAUAGUGGAAAACGACUUAGAAGUGGAAAAAGUAAUGGCAGCAGAACAUAUACUAAGAGUGCGAGAUUUACCACGGACGCCACUGCAUCAGCAACCUUACAUGCAACAACCGUUAACCGCUCACAAACUGUGCAUGCUCAUCCUCGCAUCCGUAAUCGAAGAAUGCGAAAUCGAGAGUAGCAUGCACGAGAAGGAGUUAUAUUUGGAUGACCUAUUGCAGAAGCUCUGCAAUUAG